This is a messenger RNA of Alternaria incomplexa, 909 nucleotides long. RefSeq lists its product as uncharacterized. The record is from RefSeq and is a predicted model, not a curated record. Bases 1 to 909 code for a protein of 302 amino acids. The transcript has 3 exons. NCBI's taxonomy places the organism in Eukaryota, Fungi, Ascomycota, Dothideomycetes, Pleosporales, Pleosporaceae. Gene Ontology annotation, molecular function: oxidoreductase activity.
AUGACGAGCUUCACUAUCUCUGAUGGCCAACUUGAUGGAUUGAAGGAUCAGGUAGCUGUCAUCACUGGAGCAUCAUCGGGCAUAGGACUUGCGACACUCCGAAGGAUCAUCAAGCAUGGCGGCAAGGUCUUUGCUAGCGACCUCACUCCCCUUCCUGAGCCCGAAGCAUCAUCUGUCCCCUUCUUGAAAGCCGACGUCACGUCCUGGAAAGAGCAACUCGACGUCUUCAAAGCAGCAGAACAGGAGUACGGGAAGAUCGACCAUGCCUUUGCAAACGCAGGAAUAGGAAAAUCAACAAGCUUCCUGGAAGAAGAGGUGGACGAGAAUGGCGACUUGUUACCGCCGAAGAUGAACACAAUCAACGUCAACUUAGUCGGUGUAAUGUACACCGUGAAGCUGGCCAUACACUACCUCAAGAAGAACCCCAACGGUGGCAGCAUCGUCAUGACAGCAUCGGGUUCAAGCUUCGCGCGGCUCCCGGCUGAAGACUACACCACAGCCAAACACGGCGUUCUCGGUCUUCUACGCGCUCUACAGCCCCAACUUCACCCCAGACUCCCCAUCCGCAUCAACGCCGUCGCCCCAUCCUGGACCGACACAGCGAUUGUGCCCCGUGCCAUGAUCGCUGCGCUAGGCGAUAGCAACGUGCAGUCGGCCGAUGUUGUUGCCCGUUCCGUGGGUGUGUUGAUGGCAGAUAAGGAACGUCAUGGAGAGCUAGUGUACAGCGCGCUGGGCAAAUUUGUGGAAAUGGAAUAUGGAGAAUCGGGGUUCCAUGCUCUUACGAAGCCCAUGAUGGAGCUUGCGGAGGGCGGGGAGAAGAAGGAGGUCCUGGCUGCUGAGAAGAGGGUUGAUGAGGUGCUUGAAGAGAUGGCGGUGGAGAACCAUGGUAUUUCGGUCGUCACUGAGUAG